UCGUAGGACCUUCGUCUUGUACUAAGAUGGGAGGUGUCAAGAUUAUUCUGUUCAUCGGCUUACUCAGUAUCUUGAGUGCAAACGCCGGAAAACCAAAAAAAUAUGACAACAAACGCAUCCAUAUACAAGCCGACAACAGCGCUUACACACAAAGCGGGGUAGCUAUGGAAGCAGCUGUUACUGAUGAAGACGGCACAAAGGGACAAAGAUACCAACGAGACCACGGCAACUACCAAUACACGAACAAAGAAGUGACUAUCGACCCAAAAUAUAUCGAAAAGAGAUCAAACGACUACGAAUCCACAAACGACAAUGAAAAUAUUGGAGAAUACAGCACCAGUGCUGAUGGUAAACAUAGUAAAUCUGCUGAUGUAUACAGAGGGAAAUAUAAUAGUAAAGGGAAGAAUAAGUAUAGCUUUGUUGGAGAUGAUGGGACAGAGAUAGAAAACGAAGAUUUUAAUGAAGAUGAAUCGGAAUCCGAGACUAAAACUACGACGGCUACUGACACGGUUCCUGUUAAAAAACCUCACCCUGCUUUCGAUACGCAACACACCCAUCUCAUGCCAAUGCAGGUUCAAGUACCCGAUGGUACAGAGAAAUCGAAAUGGAAGAUUGUAUCAGAAAAAUUCAUAGAAAACGGCCAACCUUGCAUUAUAAUGAAAAUGAUUGCGAUGGAUCCUGAUGAUGAAGAAACUAGGACGACAUCUACAACAUCUACCAAUUACAAAUCACGUCAUUCUUCUAACAGUAUUUCGACAUACAAAAGUGGCAACCAUCCGACGGAUCAGCCCGCUGACGGUGUCAAUGGAAAUGGACCUAUUGUUAUUCCGAUAAAUAACUCAGGUGCAUCACAAAUAACAAUAAUAGGCGGCAGAACAUCAACAAACUUUGGUUCCGGUACUACAACGACAUCAGCUACCAAUAGCCCUGGUAGAAACAGCUAUGUAACAGCCAGCAAUUACAACAACGGGGGGACUUCCUCAGGACACGUCAUCACUAUAGAAGAACCCAAUCAACCACGUGAUGAUGCUGCUAUAGGAAGGAAAGGAAGCCCAAGUUCCAAUGAUGCAAAUGAUACAGGAAGUCCAGGACCUGGACAAUCAGAUGCUGCUAUAGAAAGGAAAGGAGGAAGCCCAAGUUCCAAUGAUUCAAAUGAUACAGGAAGUCCAGGACCUGUACAAUCAGAUGCUCCAAAAGAUGGUACUUCUACAGAUGCUGGUGAAAAAGGCAAAAGAAGGAAGAUAAAAGAUGAUAAAGGCGGUUCAAGCAUGGUUGCUGGAGAUAGCAACGGUAGCGGAGCUAAUUCGGGUCCUAGAGGUUCAGGAGCUGCGUCCGGCGGCAAUGCGGUCGCAGGUGGUACUACCACUGGAAACGGAGGAGGCUCCAGUUCUGUUGCUGGAGCUAGCACAGACAGUGCAGCUAAUUCGGGUCCUGGAGGUUCUGGUGCUGCGUCCGGCGGCAAUGCGGUCGCAGGUGGUACCACCACUGGAAACGGAGGAGGCUCCAGUUCUGUUGCUGGAGCUAGCACAGACAGUGCAGCUAAUUCGGGUCCUGGAGGUUCAGGAGCUGCGUCCGGCGGCAAUGCGGUCGCAGGCAGUACUACCACUGGAAACGGAGGAGGCUCCACUUCUGUUGCCGGAGUUAGCACAGACAGUGCAGCUAAUUCGGGUCCUGGAGGUUCAGGAGCUGCGUCCGGCGGCAAUGCAGUUGCAGGUGGUACCACCACUGGAAACGGAGGAAGCUCCACUUCAGUUGCUGGAGCUAGCACAGACAGUGCAGCUCAUUCGGGUCCUAGAGGUUCAGGAGCUGCGUCCGGCGGCAAUGCGGUCUCAGGUGGUACUACCACUGGAAACGGAGGAGGCUCCACUUCUGUUGCUGGAGUUAGCACAGACAGUGCAGCUAAUUCGGGUCCUAAAGGUUCUGGUGCUGCGUCCGGCGGCAAUGCGGUCGCAGGCAGUACUACCACUGGAAACGGAGGAGGCUCCACUUCUGUUGCCGGAGCUAGCACAGACAGUGCAGCUAAUUCGGGUCCUGGAGGUUCAGGAGCUGCGUCCGGCGGCAAUGCGGUCGCAGGCAGUACUACCACUGGCAACGGAGGAGGCUCCACUUCUGUUGCUGGGGCUAGCACAAACAGUGCAGCUAAUUCGGGUCCUGGAGGUUCAGGAGCAUCCUCAGGAGGCAGUGUCGUUGUGGGUAGCAUAGUUAUCCCGGUUCCACCAACUAAAGUCAAAGGCAAAAAACACAAACGCAAGACAGUAAAAGUCGGCGGAGGUAACCCUAUCACUGUUGCUUCUGCAAGUUCAACUGCCGCAUCGCAUAUUGGACCUAAAGGAAUGGGCGCUGUUUCAGCUGGUAGUGUCGUUGUGGGCAGUAUAUCUACAUUACCAGUCGUAACUAUAGUGAAAGGUAAAAAGGGCAAGCGUGAAGUUAUCCAUGUCGAUAAAGGAAGCUCAACAACUGUCGGUUCAUCCAGUUCCACUUCUGCAGUUCACACUGGACCGAAAGGAUCCAGGGAUGACAUUCAUGAUGAAACUAACUUUUCUGGAGAUGGUAACACCGAUGAUGAAAAUUCCAGUCUGGAAGGUGAUAAUUCCAGUCAGGGAGAUGGAUAUACCACUCACGAAUGCAACGAACCAGAUGAGGACACCGAUGACGGAAAUAGCGGCUCCGAAGAUGGAGGUAACAGCUCUGAAGAUGGAAAUAUCGGCUCCGGAGAUGGAGGUACCACUCACGAAUGCAACGAACCAGAUGAGGACACCGAUGAGGGAAAUACCGGCUCCGGAGAUGGAGGUACCACUCACGAAUGCAACGAACCAGAUGAGGACACCGAUGAUGGAAAUAGCGGCUCCGGUGAUGGAGGUACCACUCACGAAUGCAACGAACCAGAUGAGGACACCGAUGAUGGAAAUAGCGGCUCCGGUGAUGGAGGUACCACUCACGAAUGCAACGAACCAGAUGAGGACACCGAUGACGGAAAUAGCGGCUCCGGUGAUGGAGGUAACAGCUCUGAAGAUGGAAAUAUCGGCUCCGGAGAUGGAGGUACCACUCACGAAUGCAACGAACCAGAUGAGGACACCGAUGAUGGAAAUAGCGGCUCCGGUGAUGGAGGUACCACUCACGAAUGCAACGAACCAGAUGAGGACACCGAUGAGGGAAAUACCGGCUCCGGAGAUGGAUAUACCACUCACGAAUGCAACGAACCAGAUGAGGACACCGAUGAUGGAAAUAGCGGCUCCGGUGAUGGAGGUAACAGCUCUGAAGAUGAAAAUACCGGCUCCGGAGAUGGAGGUACCACUCACGAAUGCAACGAACCAGAUGAGGACACCGAUGAUGGAAAUAGCGGCUCCGGUGAUGGAGGUAACAGCUCUGAAGAUGGAAAUAUCGGCUCCGGAGAUGGAGAUACCACUCACGAAUGCAACGAACCAGAUGAGGACACCGAUGAUGGAAAUAGCGGCUCCGGUGAUGGAGGUAACAGCUCUGAAGAUGGAAAUAUCGGCUCCGGAGAUGGAGGUACCACUCACGAAUGCAACGAACCAGAUGAGGACACCGAUGAUGGAAAUAGCGGCUCCGGUGAUGGAGGUACCACUCACGAAUGCAACGAACCAGAUGAGGACACCGAUGAGGGAAAUACCGGCUCCGGAGAUGGAUAUACCACUCACGAAUGCAACGAACCAGAUGAGGACACCGAUGAUGGAAAUAGCGGCUCCGGUGAUGGAGGUACCACUCACGAAUGCAACGAACCAGAUGAGGACACCGAUGACGGAAAUAGCGGCUCCGGUGAUGGAGGUAACAGCUCUGAAGAUGGAAAUAUCGGCUCCGGAGAUGGAGGUACCACUCACGAAUGCAACGAACCAGAUGAGGACACCGAUGAUGGAAAUAGCGGCUCCGGUGAUGGAGGUACCACUCACGAAUGCAACGAACCAGAUGAGGACACCGAUGAUGGAAAUAGCGGCUCCGGUGAUGGAUAUACCACUCACGAAUGCAACGAACCAGAUGAGGACACCGAUGAUGGAAAUAGCGGCUCCGGUGAUGGAGGUACCACUCACGAAUGCAACGAACCAGAUGAGGACACCGAUGACGGAAAUAGCGGCUCCGGUGAUGGAGGUAACAGCUCUGAAGAUGGAAAUAUCGGCUCCGGAGAUGGAGGUACCACUCACGAAUGUAACGAACCAGAUGAGGACACCGAUGAGGGAAAUAUCGGCUCCGAAGAUGGAGGUACCACUCACGAAUGUAACGAACCAGAUGAGGACACCGAUGAUGGAAAUAGCGGCUCCGGUGAUGGAGGUACCACUCACGAAUGCAACGAACCAGAUGAGGACACCGAUGAUGGAAAUAGCGGCUCCGGUGAUGGAGGUACCACUCACGAAUGCAACGAACCAGAUGAGGACACCGAUGAUGGAAAUAGCGGCUCCGGUGAUGGAGGUACCACUCACGAAUGCAACGAACCAGAUGAGGACACCGAUGAUGGAAAUAGCGGCUCCGGUGAUGGAGGUACCACUCACGAAUGCAACGAACCAGAUGAGGACACCGAUGAUGGAAAUAGCGGCUCCGGUGAUGGAGGUACCACUCACGAAUGCAACGAACCUGAUGAGGACACCGAUGAGGGAAGCUCCGGCUCCGGAGAUAAUAAUACCACUGAUGAAAGUAAAGAGACCGGAACAAAACCAGGACAUAAGAAGCACCACAGACAUCAUCGCAGACAUAAAGACUCCGCUGAAUACGACGUCGGUAAAGGAUGGGAUGAUUCAACGGACGGUAGCCCUGAUCAUCAUCAUCAUCAUCAUAGGAGACACGUUAUCGUCUCACCUUGGAAAUGCAAAGGAAAGAUUUGCUUCUGUUUCCGAAGAUUUAAAUAUGUGCCGAAAUUUCUUCGCGAUUUAGUUUUGUAAAGACGGUAAUUUAGGAGUAUAGGUACUUUCUGAUUGACGAACGAUAUUUAAAGCUGGGUACUCACUUAGCUAUGUAACAGGGGCCUUAGUCUGCUAUUACAAUUGUGUCAGAAUGGUCGAUCAUUGAGCAGUGCGAGAGGGACGGAGUUAUACAACCUACAUAGCUCCGUCCCUCUCGCACUGCUCAGUGAUCGACCAUUCUGACACAAUUGUAAUAGCAAACUAAGGGUCCUGAUACGUUACGUCUUACGCGGCUUAGUACCCAGCUCAACGGAUUAAAGCUAUUCUCCUUGUGGACUUACACAAGUGCUUAUUGCUAAUAGAAAAAAAUAAUAUAUUUUUAACGCCAUCGUGUAAACAACACGUAUCGUUGAUCAUGAUCAUUUCAACUACACUCUGUCUACUGCAAUAGGAAUGAUGAAGUAUGAAAAUUAAAAAUCUAUUUAGCUCGUCAGUAAGGUAAUGAAAAAAUAUUUAUACACGUAUUUUUUUUUUGUUUUAUCGUGUAAGAUAACAAUUAACAAUACUUAGUUAAAACGUAUUAAAGUUUCGGAGUGGGAGCAAAAACGACAUUUCCACGUAAAAAAUUAACCCCAGAAGUGACGUUACGCGAUAUUUAAAAUCAAUAUAAUAAUACCUACCUCCGAAAGCAUUUAAUUUUGUUUUCGUAAGAAAAUAAAAAAUACGUGUCUAAAAUUUUAAAACUAAUCUACAAGACGGACAUUAAAAUAAAAAUUAGUCAUCUAUCCUAUUUUGGGUAUACAUGUAACUCAAUAGUUACCCCUGCACGGUUUCACUUGCUCUGCUCGACUCCUAUUGAUCGCAGCGUGAUGUUUUAAAGCUUAUAAUCUUCCUCUAUAAAUGGACUAUCCAACGCAAAUAGAAUUAUUCAUUUCAGACCGCGUCGAUUAGCGCUUUAUAAUAUUAGUGUAGAAUUUGAUUCACGAUACGAAACGAACAUGAAUAGUGAAAAGCAUUUGUCUACAUCUCGUCAUUUUUACUGAUUUAACUUAAUAAUUAUACAUAUUACUGACUUUUCAGGGUCAAAAAGCUUUUAUAACGCCUUGUACUUUGAGAGCUAAGCUUAUAACAAAAACCACAUAUAGGUCCCGGUAGGAAUAACGCCCAAUACGGAGCUGCGGACUACCUAGCGGGUUUACCGGGGCUCCGGCUCGAAAAGCAGGAGUAGGAACGGUGGUUUUUACUUAAUAAGAGUCUGACAUUCCCUUUUGCCUCACCUUAGGCGGGAGAAGUCAUUGGAUGAUUUUCCCCCCUUAAAACAAAGUUUUAACAAAAAGCUGGUUAUUAGGUAAAUUCAUUUUUAAUUUGUGUGAAUGAAAUUAAUUUCUUUUUUAAAGUGUAUGACAUAAAAUAGUAAAGUUAUUCACAUGACGUAUUUAUAGGUACAAAAUUAGUUCAUUUCAUUCUCGCGAAAAAAUAUGGCUAACAAGCUAUUUGUCAUUUUAAUUCUUCAAGUUGCUAAUAGAUGUCGUUAGAAGGCUUAGUAGUUUCUUUGACUGUAUACAACUUUGUGUAAUCAAAAUGCUUUCUCAGUCUGAAAGUUGAUAAUAUGUUACUUAUGUUACUUAUAUGUAUAUAAUGUAUUUAUGUAUCAAUGUAUAACAUAUGUAUCUAUCUAAUAUGUAUUUGUAUUCUACGUGAUUAUGUACGUAUUUAUUUAUAUGGAGCAAAUGAAAAAAUACCAAAAAAAGUCUUUUAUGUAGUAUAUUUGUACACAAUGUUAUGUUUUGAAAUAAAUUAUAUAAUUAUUUUAUUAUAGUA
Spodoptera frugiperda (fall armyworm) is the source of this 6671-nucleotide messenger RNA. RefSeq lists its product as uncharacterized. Bases 27 to 4889 code for a protein of 1620 amino acids. Lineage: Eukaryota; Metazoa; Arthropoda; Insecta; Lepidoptera; Noctuidae. The record is from RefSeq and is a predicted model, not a curated record. The transcript is spliced from 12 exons.